AUGGCUGGUCUGAAUGUGUCUCUUUCCUUCUUCCUAGCUACCAUCGCCCUCUGCCAGGCUGCCAGGAGGGCGGCCAAGGCCCUGCUCCCGGCGGGCGCCUACCUCAGCUUCGCCAGGGAGGUGGCGGGCGCGGCCCAGCUGGGGGCCUGCUGCCUGGAGCUGCGGAUGCUGGCAGAGCUGGGCCCCUGGGCCGGAGGCUUCGGGCCCGACCUGCUGCUGACUCUGCUGUUCCUGCUGUUCCUGGCACACGGGGCCACCUUCGACGGGGCCUCGGCCAACCCCGCCGUGUCCCUGCAGGAGCUGCUCCUGGCCGAAGUCUCCCUGCCCAGCAUGCUGCUGAAGCUGGCGGCUCAGGGGCUGGGAGUCCAGGCUGCCUGCGCCCUGACCCGACUGUACUGGGCCUGGGAGCUCAGCGACCUGCACGUCCUGCAGAACCUCAUGGCCCAGCACUGCAGCUCGGCCCUGCGCACGACCGUGCCCCACGGCGCCCUGGUGGAGGGCACCUGCGCCUUCGCCUUCCACCUGACCCUGCUCCGCCUGAGGAACAGCCCUCCCAUGUACAGGGUGCCGGCGGUGGCCCUGCUGGUCACCCUCAUGGCCUACACAGCUGGGCCCCUCACAUCUGCCUUCUUCAACCCCGCCCUGGCCGCCGCGGUCACCUUCCACUGCUCGGGGCACACCUUGCUGGAGUACGCCCAGGUGUACUGGCUGGGCCCUCUGACAGGGACAGUGCUGGCCGUCCUCCUGCACUGUGGGCACCUUCCCCGCCUUUUCCAGAGGAACCUGCUGUACAGUCAGAAGAACAAGUAUCGGACCCCCAAGGGGAAGCCAGCCCCAGGACCCGAAGACACCCAGACGCCCACCGAGGGGAGCAGAGGCCAGGAGCCUGGGCGCAGGCGGGUGGGGCGGCAGCCGCUGGGCUCCCUGUGA
Messenger RNA from Miniopterus natalensis, 930 nucleotides. RefSeq names its product putative aquaporin-12B. Gene Ontology annotation, biological process: transmembrane transport. Gene Ontology annotation, molecular function: channel activity. NCBI's taxonomy places the organism in Eukaryota, Metazoa, Chordata, Mammalia, Chiroptera, Miniopteridae. Gene Ontology annotation, cellular component: cytoplasm; membrane. The record is from RefSeq and is a predicted model, not a curated record.